CGGGCGGGCUGCGCCAUGGGCGCCGAGGCCGCGGGGAGCGCGCCCGCGCUGCGGGCCCUGGCGCGCCAGGCCGAGGCCAGCCUGCUCGAGUGCAAGGUGUGCUUCGAGAGGUUCGGGCCGCGCCAGCAGCGGCGCCCGCGCAACCUGCCCUGCGGCCACGUGGUCUGCCUGGCCUGCGUGGCGGCCCUGGCGCACCCGCGGACGCUGGCGCUCGAGUGCCCCUUCUGCCGGCGAGCCUGCCGGGGCUGCGACACCAGCGACUGCCUGCCGGUGCUGCACCUCCUGGAGCUCCUGGGCUCGGCGCUGCCGCCGGCCCCUGCCGCCCGCCGCGCCGCCCCCGGCGCCCCCGCGGCGCUCGCCUGCCGCCUCGUCUUCGGCGGCUGGGGGACCCUGGUCAACCCCACCGGGCUGGCGCUGUGUCCCAAGACCGGGCGGGUCGUGGUGGUGCACGACGGCAAGAGGCGGGUCAAGGUCUUUGAUUCCGGAGGAGAAUGUGCGCAUCAGUUUGGAGAAAAGGGCGACGCUGCUCAGGACAUUAGGUACCCACUGGAUGUCACCGUCACCAACGACUGCCAUGUGGUUGUCACCGACGCCGGCGACCGCUCCGUCAAAGUGUUUGAUUUCUUUGGCCAGGUCAAGCUUGUCAUUGGAGGCCAGUUCUCCUUACCCUGGGGGGUGGAGACCACCCCUCAGAAUGGAAUCGUGGUCACCGAUGCGGAGGCAGGGUCCCUGCACUUCCUCGAAGUCGACUUUCCAGAAGGGGUCCUUCGGAGAACGGAAAGGUUGCAGGCUCACCUGUGCGGUCCACGCCAGGUGGCGGUCUCUUGGCUCACCGGGGCCAUCGCAGUCCUGGAGCGGCCCCUGGCCGUGGGCACCGGGGCCUGCAGCCCCAGGGUGAAGGUGUUCAGCUCCAGCAUGCAGCUCAUCGGGCAGGUGGAGACCUUUGGGCUGAGCCUGUUUUUCCUCUCCAAAAUAACUGCCUCCGCCGUGACCUUUGACCACCAGGGCAACGUGAUUAUUGCAGACACUUCUGGUCAGGCCGUCCUAUGCUUAGGGAAGCCUGAGGAGUUCCCCGUACUGACGCCCCUCAUCACCCAGGGGCUUUCCCACCCUGUGGCGCUGACCUUCACCAAGGAGAAUUCCCUUCUUGUGCUGGACAGUGGAGCUCAUUCUGUAAAAGUCUACAAGGUUGACUGGGGGUGAUGGGGUGUGCUGGGGCCUGGGGCCUGGGGCCUGGAGUCAGAAGCCCCAGGGAUGCCACUGAUCAAUCAUCUAACCCUGGAUAACUUCAUCUCACCUACCCAAUGUGGGUGAUCAUAACUGCCUGGCAAACUUCCAAAGGUUGAGGCAAUUAUUAAAGAAUAAUUAAGUCUAC
This is a messenger RNA of Manis javanica (Malayan pangolin), 1375 nucleotides long. It is a transcript of the gene NHLRC1, whose product is annotated as NHL repeat containing E3 ubiquitin protein ligase 1. Gene Ontology annotation, biological process: protein polyubiquitination; proteasome-mediated ubiquitin-dependent protein catabolic process. Gene Ontology annotation, molecular function: ubiquitin protein ligase activity; protein binding. The record is from RefSeq and is a predicted model, not a curated record. Gene Ontology annotation, cellular component: nucleus. Lineage: Eukaryota; Metazoa; Chordata; Mammalia; Pholidota; Manidae.